This is a messenger RNA of Brienomyrus brachyistius, 461 nucleotides long. Its product is annotated as fatty acid binding protein 1-B.1-like. The coding region runs from base 41 to 424 and encodes 127 amino acids. The record is from RefSeq and is a predicted model, not a curated record. Gene Ontology annotation, biological process: fatty acid transport. NCBI's taxonomy places the organism in Eukaryota, Metazoa, Chordata, Actinopteri, Osteoglossiformes, Mormyridae. Gene Ontology annotation, cellular component: nucleus; cytosol. The transcript has 4 exons. Gene Ontology annotation, molecular function: fatty acid binding.
UUUCGUCAAAAUUAGAUGUCACCUUUUCAUUUCGUUCAAAAUGGCAUUUACCGGAAAAUAUGAACUACGUUCUCGUGAGAAUUUCGAGCCUUUCAUGAAGAUGAUCGGUCUCCCUGAUGAACUUAUCGAACAAAAUAAAGAAAUAAAGAGCAUCUCGGAGAUCGAGCAGAGUGGUGACCAAUUCAAAGUGACCAUAACGACGGGAGCCAAGGUUCUAGUCAACUCCUUCACCGUGGGACAACCAACCGAGCUGGAGAUGAUAACAGGAGAAAAGGUCAAGACUGUCGUGAGACUGGAGGGUAACAAGCUGACGGCGUUGCUGAAUGGUGUUGAGUCUGUGACUGAACUUGUCGAUGAGAAUACGCUAGUCAAUUCUUUGAUUUUAGGAGGCGUGACAUACAAGGGGAUCAGCAAACGCAUGUAGAGCUGCAGGGCUCUAUGUGGCAUGAUGCAAAUAAACU